UCAAAAUCGAAAACCUCUUUCAAAAUUAAACUACUUUUUGAUCAGAAUUACUAAAACAAACUUGCACCAUCAUUUAAGACUUCAAAUACCAAAUUUAAACGAAUAAUAACUUGGUAGAAUGGCAUUCAUUCGUUCCAAGCUCAAUCUGGGAUCGCUGGCUCGCGUUGCCUUUCGAUGGAGCGGUCCUGGGAUGGCGCUCGUUAGCUACAGCAGCCAGGAGCCAUAUUUGGUGACGGCUGUGCAGGGCAAGUCGAAGUCCAGGAUUUCCGGUGAACAGUCUGUUGUGCAGCUUGGUGUCCUGUCAGGAGUCCACCGAAGAUUCCCUGUCGCAGUCCCGCAAAGGAAUCAGGCCACCCAGUGCUUCGGGGAGGACAGCUAUUUCUUCAGCUCAUCGCCCACAGCCGAUGUCAUAGGCGUGGCGGAUGGAGUGGGCGGCUGGCGCUAUAUGGGCAUCGAUGCCGGGCUGUUCGCCAAGGAUCUGAUGCAUCGUUGCUUCACCCACGCCCAGCGGAACAACUUCGAUGCGCGGCAUCCACGCAAUCUGCUGAUCCAGUGCUACGGCGAAAUGAAGCGAAAUCGGAAGCCCAUUCUGGGCAGCAGCACCGCCUGCGUGGUGGCCUUGAAUCGCAGUGAGUCCGCCCUUUACACCGCAAACCUAGGGGACAGCGGAUUUAUGGUGAUCCGCAAUGGCAGUGUCUUGAAUCGCUCCGAGGAGCAGACCCACUGCUUCAAUAUGCCCUUUCAGAUGAGUGUGCCGCCACCAGAGUCGAAUCGUGAUUCGUGGUUCUGCGAUGAUCCUUCGUUGGCGGUGGCAACACGCCUUCUCCUGAAGCCGAACGACCUCGUGCUGCUGGCCACAGACGGACUCUUCGACAACAUGCCCGAGAGCAUGCUGCUCGAGAUGCUGGCCAAAGUGCAGGGCGCUCAUGAGGAGAAGGUGCUGCAGGAGGCGGUCAAUCGUGUGGUGGCACGGGCCGAGGCUCUUUCGACCAACCCCAUCUAUAUGUCUCCAUUCGCCAUCAAGGCCCUGGAGAACAAUGUGGAUUAUCCGCGUGGCGGCAAACCAGAUGACAUAACCGUGGUCCUUGCCAGCGUGGCGAUGCGCAAGCGGCAAACCACUGCGGGGAAUUCCACUGAAUUUUAGGGGGGUGUGUGUGUGUGUGUGUGUG
Messenger RNA from Drosophila guanche, 1169 nucleotides. It is a transcript of the gene fig, whose product is annotated as protein phosphatase PTC7 homolog fig. The coding region runs from base 119 to 1144 and encodes 341 amino acids. The transcript is spliced from 2 exons. NCBI's taxonomy places the organism in Eukaryota, Metazoa, Arthropoda, Insecta, Diptera, Drosophilidae. The record is from RefSeq and is a predicted model, not a curated record.